AUGGCAUCCAGCUCUGUGUUUCUGUCCAGCAUGGUGGGUAAAGCUCGCUCCUCCAACUUCACCCUCUCUGAGAAGCUGGACCUGUUGAAGCUGGUCCGUCCUCACAUCCGUAUCCUGGAGGAGCACACCAACAAGCAUGCGGUCAUCGUGGACAAGAACAAGUGCUGGGACACUGUGGCGGAGCAAUACAACGCAUUGGGAGGGGACAGACCCCAUCGCACCGCUCAGGGCCUCAGGACCCUCUACAAAAGGCUGAAGGAGUCAGCCAAGCAGGAAGUGAUGCAGCGGAGACACGCCCAGCCAGAGUACAGAUCGAGCAUCUCUGAGCCAACCAGGAGAAUUAUGGAGAUGAUCCCUCACCUGUUCCACCACGUGCCCAUCCAUGAAAAGGACCAGGCACUUCGCAGAUUAAUAUACAGCAAGCACAACUCUCCUGUGGAACAUCCUGGCAGCAGCUCCUCUCUGGCUGGACUCCAGGAUUACUCAGCAGCUGUCCCAAGUAUCCCCGAUGAGGUGGUCCAGCUGGACCCUGAAGAGGAUGUUAAACCACCGCCAGACCUCCCCAUCAUCUCCACACACACAGAACCAGGGCUGGACGGUGGCCAGGAGCAGGAGGGGGACCAGGACUUGAGCAGCGUUCAUGAUUUUGAAGGAUCCCUGUCUCCCGUCCCCUCCUCCGUCAAUAUCCCCCUCUCUCCCUCGCCGCUGCCCUUACGCCACGACCUCUACCCCAAUGACAUAUACCCUCACCACGAGCCCGACAGGUUUCGCCCUCUGCACCUAGCCAAAGAGGAGCACGAGAUGGUGUUAGCCAAUCACAGGAAGGUUGCCAUUUACCUGGAGGAGAAGAGGGAGGGUCUGAAGAGGAAACAGGACCUGGAGGAAGAACUUCUGAGAGCCAAGAUCAAAGUGGAGAAACUAAAGGCCGCUCGACUGAGACACGGACUGCCAAUUCCUCUAUAACGAGCAUGAACGUGCACAUCUGUGUUAGAAAGAGAAACGCUCUGAGGAGAUUAAAGUGCGAAGAAGAAGAAGCUGAGGAGCAAUCACACUCAUCAGUUUCAUGUUUGAGAACUUGAAUUUAUUUUGGAAAAACAUAGUGCCUCGUACAGACACUGAAGGUCUAGAUGAGGCUCACUUGUGUUGCCAUCAGUCUGUGUUUAUACCUGUCAGUGUUUAAAAUGUAUCAUCAUUAUCCCUCCUAUUGCCAGAAGCGACAACAGACCUUGUCAAUGCUCACAUUACAAACAUUGUGACUGGCCAUAAUAGAUUAUAUAAAUGUGAACGUCCAGCUAUUUGGAAGGGAAUAGUAGUAGUAAUGCACCUUCAUGCUUAUACCAUGAAGGUGCUUCUCCUGAUUAGAUCUGCCACCAAUAUACAUAUAUGGGAAAUGUAUUAUAGUGUAGAUGAGCUACCAGCAUUAACUGAAAUAGUAUGCUGGAGUGUGAGAGUCUGCACAGAUCAUGUCAGGGGGAUUAUUAGCACUCUUUUAAUUGUUUGUAGAGCAAAUUCCCACAUAAUGUGGCAUCUGUAAAAAUCAGAUGUGAAACUGAAAAAGCAUUUCUUCUUAGUCUUACUUACUUCUAAGUAACUAAACUAGAGAUGUUUAAAAAAAGUGCUCCUUUGGAAGUAACGCUUUUAUUUAUUUAGAACUGAAAAAUAUUCCAACACCCAGGAUUGGAGCACAAGUCAAACUCUCGAAGGCCUUAAUCACAAGAUGCUUAUUAAUACAAAUCCUGUUGCUGAAUUUAAAAGGAAGUGAGAGAAAUCUGUUUAAGUCUUAAAUUCCAUCUGGGUGCUGAAUUGAUCAAAUGAAGAGAUAU
Anoplopoma fimbria (sablefish) is the source of this 1823-nucleotide messenger RNA. It is a transcript of the gene fsbp, whose product is annotated as fibrinogen silencer-binding protein. The record is from RefSeq and is a predicted model, not a curated record. The transcript has 2 exons. Lineage: Eukaryota; Metazoa; Chordata; Actinopteri; Perciformes; Anoplopomatidae. The coding region runs from base 1 to 963 and encodes 320 amino acids.